AAACUCCGAAACGAGACCCAUAUUAUUUGUUGCACUUGGUGGGUGAGGAGGGGUGAGCGAGUGGUCAGCAGUGAUGUUGUUUUUGUCGUGAGACAUUUCCACAACAGGAUGACGUUCUACAUCAGCCCACCAAAAGGAAACAUGUCUUUACACAGACUACACAGCUCGUGUUGUCGGCGCCUGACUUUCCUGAAGGAAGUUUUCGCCCGUGGUCGGGAUUUGUCCAAACUGACCGAGUUGACGUUUCUGUGCAGCACAGUGGAGAGGUCGGACUGUCUAAUUGAGGGCUCCAGAAUAGAUCAGGCGUCUCACUUCACGCUUAGACUGGCCUGUUGUCAGGACACUGUCAUGUCGGAGUUCCUGGUGGAGGCGGAGACAACACUUUUCUGGUAUCGCUUCUCAUGUAUGGACAAAAAUCAACUACUGCACUUAUUUCACAAAAUUAGGAAGUACGAAAAAAGACUACAGGAUCAGCAAGGUGAAAUUGGAAAGUCCAGGAGAGAUCUGAAGACAGAAGAAAAAUUGCGAGAUCUUUUGAAAGUUGUGACAGGCCAGAGUGGAAACAGCUCCAGGUGGGAAAAUAUGAUACAGUCCUAUUUGCACUAUUUUCACUCACAAUGGAAACAUCUCCCUGACAUGAGUGCCAACCAGGAUGAGGUAACUCAGUAUGACCGGAGAACAGACCUUACCACUAUGGACUGUAGCAUGCACUGUCAUACGGGUUGUCAUGCUGCCAGUAGGAGUCAUACAGCUUCAGGAGACUUCAAGGUAAUAGCACAAAGAGACACUUGUUAUGCAACAUCAGAGGAAGAAAAGAUUUUCCUGAAGGUUCCCUUCCAGUAUACCCUGCAGCUGAUUACUGACAGAAGGGUGUGUCUACAUAAGGGCUUUGCCUAUGUACCUUCCAUCUACCUUCCAAAUGUUGUUGCCAAUAUUUUUGAAGAGUGCCUUAGACUUGGUAUUGAACUUGCACGCAAGGCAGUCCCCGUUUGUCUGAGCGACCCUCGGAUGCGGGAGAUGUUUGGUACGCUCCAGCUGCAGUUCUAUGAAGAUGGGUGCCGGGGUGGGGAGGGCGUGGGUGUGGUGUUUGAUACCAUCAGUCGGCACGAUGUUGACAGACUGGUGGACUUCUUCCCACCCUGCAUGGCUCAUCUGCACAGGACCCUGAGAUACAAGCACCGUCUCAAGCACUUCUCAAGGCUCCAGUACACACUGUUCCUGAAGGACCUGGGCCUGUCAGUACAUGAUGCAGUCUCCUUCUGGCAGCAGGAAUACAGCAUACCUGCCCACGGGGGUGGCUGUACACAUCACUGGGCAAAGGAUGGGAGGAGGUACAUGUAUACAUACAACAUCAGGCACUUGUAUGGUCUGGAGGGGUCCCGUGUUAGCUACAGGUCCCACUGUUGUCAGGGGAUCUUGGACAGAAGCCUUCAGCCGGGAGAGGAGGGAGGUUGUCCAUUCCAGCACUUUGACCAGACCCAUCUGCAGCAGCUGUUGGAUGCUGAAGGGGCGGAUGCUGAUGUACGCAGCAGGCUGGUAUCUAUGGUGAUGGAUCAGAAACCCCGGCAAGCUUGUCAAGCCUACCUUUUCCACAAGUUGCAGACGACAUAUUUCAAGACACUUGCAGGAGCGCUUACAUACCAUCAAGAACAAGGUACAAAGGACGCUGGGGUUGAGGUGUGUCUGGAGUGUGGUGGCGCAGGUUCUAGUCAGCAGCAACAGUGUGAUAUACACGCAGAUUGCACUGGCACACUUCAAACAGAUUCAAGUGUCACCACUGGAUGUACCACAUGUUCUGUUAGGAUCAGCAAACCCCUGGACUUCACUAGAGCACUUCUGAGGCUAUUGCAGGGGCUGAAGGAUCAAAGUUGAUGUGAGGUGGUGUAGAUGUGACAUUUAUUUAUUAGUUUUGCCCUCCAGUUGGAUGUUAUAUACAUGUAGAUGAAUAGUGCUGCUUCCACAGCCUGUUACAGCUAGCUCUGAUGUGAGAACACUUUACUGGUUCAUGUGCAAUAGCAAUUCAAUUUUAGUUCUAUACACUUGAAAGGAAUAUUAUGCACUUUUCCUAUGUGAGGAAGGGAAAUAAACAGUUUUAUGGCA
Branchiostoma floridae (Florida lancelet) is the source of this 2100-nucleotide messenger RNA. RefSeq names its product DNA primase large subunit-like. The record is from RefSeq and is a predicted model, not a curated record. The coding region runs from base 109 to 1872 and encodes 587 amino acids. NCBI's taxonomy places the organism in Eukaryota, Metazoa, Chordata, Leptocardii, Amphioxiformes, Branchiostomatidae. Gene Ontology annotation, biological process: DNA replication, synthesis of primer. The transcript has 5 exons. Gene Ontology annotation, cellular component: alpha DNA polymerase:primase complex.